Messenger RNA from Rotaria sp. Silwood2, 1017 nucleotides. Lineage: Eukaryota; Metazoa; Rotifera; Eurotatoria; Philodinida; Philodinidae. The record is from the annotation of a GenBank genome assembly.
AUGAAUACGAAUAUAAUUAAAAAUCAACAAUUAAAUCAGAAUCGUAGAAAUUCAACAAACAAUGGAAUUGCACAACGUCAUAUGCAUUUUUAUAACAAUAAUCGGAUGUCUCAAAUGAAUACACAAGAGUCACCAUCAACAUUUAAAAGACAUCUAACUAAUCACAGUACAUUUGGUGAUGAUGCUAGAUACGUCAGUAAUAAAAGACAACGACAAAAUAGCCAAGAAAAUGUUGAAGAAUUUCAUGAUAAUGAAGAACGUAUCGAAGAAUGGUUUGAAUCGAAUAUGCAUCAUGGUAUUAUGUCGAAUGUUAAUCAUGCUGACAACGAUCGUAGCCAAACUCUCAUAUCCAAACAAGCAGUUAAUUAUAAUUAUCCGCACGAAAUUAAUAAUAUAAAAAACGAGCCACUAUUGCCAAAAUAUUUACCACCAUCAUACUCCAUAUUGAUUAAAAUUGUUCACAAUCACAUUUCAAUUGAUGAAAUUCGUCAGGAAGUAAAAGAGAAAUAUAAUUCACAAUAUUCAUGCAACAAAUUAAUUGGAACGAAAACAAAUCGGACGAGGCAUGUUAGGGUUGACUUUACUGAUCGAAAUGACUAUGACACCACACUCAAUAUUGGACAAAUAUCUUUUUUUAGUCAACUUUACUCAGUAAAUGAAUUUCUCGAAGCUCCAAAAUUACUUAUCUGUUCCAAAUGUAACUCUCCGGGGCACAUGAAAAAGGAAUGUCAACUUAAUUAUGAUCGAUGUCGUCGUUGUGGAUGUGACCGGAAAACCGAUCAUCAUUUCGAAUGUGCAAUUAAAUGUCAUCAUUGCAAUGGUGAACAUUUAUCCACGGAUUAUAAAUGCCCAACUGUAGCUGAUUAUCGAUGUGAACUUGUAAAAGAACUAAAACGUCAUCCUGAACGUUUGCCUGAACAUGUUCAACUAUUUAUACCAGCUAAAUGUCGAGAUAGGAAUGACCGUUCACAUGUUAUUACAAAUUAUCGAAAAAACGAACAAAAAAUAGAUCAAUAG